ACAAAACACGUGAACAUGAAACUUCUCCUCAUUUCCCUGGUGGUGGCGUACGCGGCGGCGGACGUGUCCCACAUCCUGGCCAAGUCAGGCGAGGCCAACGCCAAGAUCAUCAGGCAGGACUUCGACGCAGGCCCCGAGGGGCAGUACCAGUGGCAGUAUGAAACGGAGAACGGCAUAUCAGCACGGGAGCAGGGCGCUUUGAGGAACAUUCAGGCGGAGAACCCAGCCCUAGAAGCCCAGGGCGAGGCCAGGUGGACUGCCCCUGAUGGCCAGGUCAUCGAGUUCCAGUACAUCGCCAAUGAGAACGGCUACCAGGUCCAGGGCAACGCCCUCCCCACCCCCCCACCCAUCCCCCCAGAAAUCCAGCGCGCCUUAGAGUACAUCAGAGCCCACCCCAUCCCAGAGAACCAACAAUAGGUUAUCCAAACAUCAGUAACUUAGCGUGAAUUCCGAAAUAUAACCCAGUGUAGAGCUCAUGACGUCAUUAAUCCGGGUCGGAUUUUGUGACAUUUUGUGGUCGAAUACUGUGUUCCGAAAUAUAACCCAAUAUAUUGGCUACUGCUGAGCUUAUCUGACGCCAUAUUGUACUAGUGAGACAAAUGUGACAUAUUAGUUGUAUAAUCUGUGAUAAUUGCAAUAAUGACAUCCCUACAAGGUCAUAUACGUCAAUGGCCUGUAUAUUUUGGAACAAAUCAACAGUUAUAGCAUCGAAUCUCGACGUUACGAGCACUAAAAAGUAUACUGAGUUAAAUUUAGGAACUUGCACAAAAUAUUACUAAUAGCCGCCUAUUGCCAAAAACUGCAGCGCCAUUUUAUGAAUUUUGACAUUUCAAAAUGGCGUCCAGUUAGCCGUUACAUUUAAAUAAUAGAAUGACCUAAGCCUACGAGGUUUUGUAUUCAAGAGGCUAUGUGAAUAUUUGUGGUGCGUCUUUCGUGAUGCUUCAUAAAGUAUUUUACAUAACAUUGUGAUUGUAUCAAAGAAUCUAUUUUUAUGUAAUAUAAGUUUU
Aricia agestis (brown argus) is the source of this 1007-nucleotide messenger RNA. RefSeq names its product larval cuticle protein LCP-17-like (gene CPR6). The transcript is spliced from 3 exons. Gene Ontology annotation, molecular function: structural constituent of chitin-based larval cuticle. Lineage: Eukaryota; Metazoa; Arthropoda; Insecta; Lepidoptera; Lycaenidae. The record is from RefSeq and is a predicted model, not a curated record. Bases 16 to 417 code for a protein of 133 amino acids. Gene Ontology annotation, cellular component: chitin-based extracellular matrix.